AUGAUUUCCAAAACGUUACUCAACAGCGUCUUCGAGCGUACGCGACCGAUAAAGCUCAAUGGGCAUCGUAUAUGUCAACUGCUAUGUUUUCGACGAUAUAGCUCAAGAAACCCUUACAAACCAGAAAUUACCGGGAUUUGGGAAAACUGGAACCCUCAAAUAAGAGAUAAAGCUCCCGAGACGUCAACGUGCGUGAAUGAAAUAUCCUUUUCAGCGCAAAGUCUGGACUUCCCAUCACACGAAAACCACUCAAUCUCGAAACCGAAAAGCCUGAAGCCUUCAAUAAGAAGUCUUGCUGCUGCAGUUACGCUUCCGUCGCUGUUGGAAACUUUGCUGAAACUUGAAAAAGAUCAGCGUCACUAUGAGAUACAUCGCCUCUUCACAACUCACAGGGCUGCCUUACGUGACUUACGGAGCAACUGCCCAUCAGAGAAUUACGCCACGUUUCUCGGUAUCGUGCUCAAGACAGAAUUUGUAUUACGCAAUUACAUCGUUUGCGAAUCAUUGUUCUCAGAGUACAUCAAGUUUCCAAACAUCAAGCCAGGCCUCGUAGACGUUGGACUAGUGACCUUUUUGAAAAACCGUAAUCUCCCGCUAGCAACAGAAUUCUAUUUUCAAAUACUGAAAGAUCCAGAAACAUUCCCCAUAUCACCCCACACUUUGCAUGUCUUUGCUCUGGAGGUCUUUAAAGUCUCUGAUUUGGCUUUAAUGAGACAAAUCAUGUUUGCAUGGCUUGACAGUCCCGAACUCUCACGACUAACCCCAUUUAACGGUACGUUUGCCCUUUUCCAUCGACUCCUGCUGAAGUUCAAUGACUCAGAUGGUAUCAUGCGCUUUAUUUCGCAUCCAAAUGUGGUCAUUACAACUUAUACUACUAGCGACGACUUUGAGGCCUGCAAUUUUCAUCAUAAACUUUUUAAUGGUGAUUUUGAAACUAUUGAAGAUAUUGAUCAAAGUCUACAAGCUUCUCUUACUACCACAAUGGACUCUAGAAGGCUUGAUUUUUACAUUGAGGUUCUUAAAUUUGGCGUCUCCAGAAAUAAUUUCUCCCUGGUACGCUUUGCCACUCAAAAAGCUCAAAAAGACAAUCGUGUCAAGCUCACAGAUGACUUCCACAGGCAUGUAUGCCAGUAUUUUGUCAAAAAUGGUCUAUUAGAAGUGCUCAUCCGUUAUUUGACAGAUAUAGUAAGAGAUGUGCCCGAGUCCCACCUGAAGCACGUAUACGUGGAGCAACUUUGGAGCUGUGCUUUACGCAAAUAUCCCAUUUUGUCGAAAGAAAUUACAAAUGAUUUUUGCCUUCUUUUAAAUCGUGAGAAAGUCAACUUCGAUCGACCUGACUGGCGUAUGCAGUUCGUGAGCGAGAAAAUCAAAAACUAUUUGUUCAAGGUCGAGCAUAAAAAAAGCCGUUUUGCAAGUUACGUCUCAUUAGGCUCUCAUUUUAGUUCAGAAUGCGCCAAAGCUAUACAGGCCGCUGUUCUGAGCGGGAAUGCAAUCACUGCUCGCGCCAAGAUGCUCGACGAACUUCGGCACGGCAUGAAGCCCAGCUUCCCAAUCUUAUACGCCGUACUGAAAGUUUUCAUGAACGAUGACAUGGAAGCUGCAAGGAAAGUGGACCACAUAAUGCGUGAAAUGUACCCGAAAGUACUCACAAAAGUUGAUAUUCUCUGGCUUAAACAAAAUUCACAACGGGCUCUCCGAUUUGUUGACGAGAAUAACUUAGGGCCGGUUGCCAAAGUGGAGGCUGCCCGUAGGGCCGUGGCUAGUGUCAAGGAUUUCGAGAGAGAAAGACGGGCGGAUCUCAAUUUUCAAAAUUACAUGCAGCUCUCGAGUAUUUUUCUUUUAUUCAGAGAUGCGAGAGCUGCCACACAGACGGUCGAACGUGGCAGGACCCUCAUGGACGCUUCCAGCGAGAGGGAAUGGUACAUUUACUAUUCCACCGCGUUGAAGGUCUACACCAGAGCUCAAGAUCCGGAGAGAUUUUUGGAGCUUUUGCGAGAAUGGAACAGCAACGGGGAAGCCCAUUUCCUCACCCGUGACAUUCUUCGCUCCUGUAGGGGCUUCAUCAAAUAUUUCACGAAGCAUCGAGUCGUCGGUGACCUUGUUCCUACCGCUGGACCUGAACUUAUGUCCCAGAUUGACCAGGAAAUGGACGCUCUUCUGGCAAGAUACGUCAAUUACAAAUUCCAGGGUCUUAACGACAUGCGCAAGGUAAUUCAGUUCCUUACUGACUGGAUAAACAUUGAUUCACAAGUCAAAUCUUCCCACAACAACGUAAUGGCAGAACAUACGAGAGAGAAAAAGAAUUCCUCUCUACCGGAAAAACAGCGAUUAAUUCGCAAUGAAUGA
Messenger RNA from Lachancea lanzarotensis, 2346 nucleotides. RefSeq names its product LALA0S06e05028g1_1 (gene PET111). The record is from RefSeq and is a predicted model, not a curated record. The coding region runs from base 1 to 2346 and encodes 781 amino acids. The transcript has a single exon. NCBI's taxonomy places the organism in Eukaryota, Fungi, Ascomycota, Saccharomycetes, Saccharomycetales, Saccharomycetaceae.